This is a messenger RNA of Alnus glutinosa, 1186 nucleotides long. RefSeq names its product EPIDERMAL PATTERNING FACTOR-like protein 1. The transcript is spliced from 3 exons. Gene Ontology annotation, biological process: stomatal complex development; guard cell differentiation. NCBI's taxonomy places the organism in Eukaryota, Viridiplantae, Streptophyta, Magnoliopsida, Fagales, Betulaceae. Bases 627 to 1019 code for a protein of 130 amino acids. The record is from RefSeq and is a predicted model, not a curated record.
CGUCUCAGACAUUUGAGAUGCUUUUUUCUUUCUACAUAUAUAAAUGGGUUCUCUGCCUCUCGAUUUUUCUCUUCCUUUUAUAGGAAUGAGACUGUAAGAGAGAGAGAGAGAGGGAGGGCCCUGCAGUCUAGGCAGCUACAAUUUCUUCUGAUUAUCAGCGAUUAUAGGGAUGGGUCUUGCAGGAUUUUCAGACCCCAAGAAAGGCAGCUGUUCUUCUGGCUAGUAGUAGACCUCUUCAUAUAGCCCUCUAUUAGAUUGAUUUGAGAGAAAGAUACAGAGUGUGUGUGACAGGGGUGGCUUGCGUUGAAGGGUAAGAGAUAUCAGGGAGAAGAGGAUGAGAGGCAGAUGAAACAGAUUUAGAGAUAAGAGAAUCACUUGCUUGUGAAGCAAACAUCUCUUUACCAAGGCUACAUAGUUAAGAGAAGAGAAACCCAAGAAAAAUAAGAGAGGUUCUGGCUUGUUUUUUGGGAAAUGGAAAUUUGUUCGGCUGCCUUUUCUCACCUCCUUAUAUCCCAGCAACACUCAUGCAUUGCCACCUAAAGUGCGGGUGGUUCAAAUCUCUGUCUCUCUGUCUCUCUCUCUAUAAUUGCUAUCAUAAUCACCAUCAUCACCUUGAGCUUUGAGGAAUGAAGGGUAGAUUUUAUUGUUGUUUUAUUAUAGCUCUGCAAAUAGUGAGUUGGGUUUCUGCAACAAGCAGGCCUUUUCCAUCAAAUGAUAGCCUUGCUGCUCAUCAACCAGGGCCAGACCAGAGCUCCGAGACUUUAACAGUUACCUUGGAUACAGAGGAGGGUUUGAAAAGGGUGAGAGGAAAGUUGAAUAGAGAAGAAGUAAUGCAGAAAGGAGUAAGGAAAAUAGGGUCAAGUCCACCAAACUGUGAGCACAAGUGUUAUGGGUGCAUUCCAUGUGAAGCCAUUCAAGUGCCCACCACCAACAGACACAGCCAUUUGGGCAUCCAAUAUGCAAAUUAUGAGCCUGAGGGUUGGAAAUGCAAAUGUGGUCCUUCCUUUUACAGUCCAUGAAGAAUAAUACCAUCAGACAUAUCUUUCUCAUUUCUCUCAAUUAUGAACUCAGAACAUGUCCUCUCAUUCUCAUUGUACAAUAGUUCUGUUUAAAUUAGCCCAAAAAGAAAUCAUCAUGCUUCUUCAGGUAGAGGAAGAAAAAGUUUUGACAAAGGAACCAUCGGAAU